AAAAGGAAAAUUGCUUAAAGAGUACUUAUUUGGAAAAGAAAUUAAAAAAAAAAACAUUUCCACAUUCAAACCUCAAAAGACGCAAAAUUUCAAGGCGAGAGAAAAGAGAAAAGAAAAAAAAGCCCUCUUCUUCAACACCUCCUCCACUCCUCCCCAACACACAAUCAAAAAAAGACAUUCCUCUACUUCCCCACCUUCAAAACCACCACAAAACACAACCACACUCACCCCCAAAAAAACUACAUCAAAAAUCAAACAAACCCAUCAAAAAAUCCCAAAAAUGGGGAAAGAUUUAAGCGAUGAUCAAGUAACUUCAAUGAAGGAAGCAUUCACCCUUUUUGACACAGACAACGACGGCAAAAUCGCACCUUCUGAACUGGGAAUUCUGAUGCGUUCUUUAGGUGGUAAUCCAACACAAGCCCAACUUAAAGACAUAAUUUCUCAAGAAAAAUUAACAUCAGCCUUUGAUUUCAACAGAUUCUUAGAUCUCAUGUCAAAAUACCUUAAACCUGAACCUUUUGAUCGUCAACUUCGUGAUGCAUUCAAAGUUCUUGAUAAAGAAGGAACUGGGUUUGUUGCUGUUACGGAUCUGAGGCAUAUUCUUACUAGUAUUGGUGAAAAACUUGAGCCUGCUGAAUUUGAUGAGUGGAUUCGUGAAGUUGAGGUUGGAUCUGAUGGUAGAAUUAAGUAUGAGGAUUUUAUUGCUAGGAUGGUUGCUAAGUGAGGUGAUCCAUGGAGUUGUUGGCUUUUGUUUUGCGGAAAGAGGUGGCAAGAAUAUUAACCUUGUCUUGUCCGGUUGUUGGAUCCAGUUUAGUAGUUUGCAACCUCUAGCUGUUUUUCUUUACGAAACAGUUACAUUACCUCUAGAUUUCCCUUCUUUAUCGUCAAUUUGAAGUUUGUGUUUGCCUGACAAAUUGUGUUUGUAUUUGAAGGAUUCGCGAUUUGUCUCAAAUUAUCAUUUGUUAACAUUUCUAAUGCCCUUUUGGUUAACUCGUGUGUAGCCUAAUGAUGUAAGAAAGCCAGAAAAAAAUGACCUUGGACUAUGCUAUAUUGUUAUUGGAAUUUUAUAUUGUUGGUUC
Molecule: messenger RNA, 1079 nt
Organism: Beta vulgaris subsp. vulgaris (sugar beet)
Lineage: Eukaryota; Viridiplantae; Streptophyta; Magnoliopsida; Caryophyllales; Amaranthaceae
Product: probable calcium-binding protein CML13
Exons: 2
Coding region: 281-724 (147 amino acids)
Cellular component (GO): myosin II complex
Molecular function (GO): calcium ion binding
Source: RefSeq, a predicted model, not a curated record